ACCAUGGAGCAAGACAGAGGCAUGGAGCAGAGACCCCCCAGGGUGCCCAAACUGGCCUGGCUGAAGGAGGGGGAGGAGGAACGCCCUGGGCCUGCCCCAGCACAGCACCCUGAGGAUGUGGAGCAGUUCCAGCCCCUGCAGGAGGAUCCAGGCCAAGACUGAACAGAGGAGCAGGACCGUGCCCGGGGCCGCUUCUGCAGGGCAGCACAGAUGGUUUGUGAAUUCACCAGGUGCAUUUGGAGGGAAGAGACCAUUGCCAUGGGCACUGGGGGCAUGGCAAACUCUGACCUCCACAAUGCUGAAACCAGUGCUGCCCUGCUGGAUUUGCUCGUGGAAAAUGGUGUCUCCAAUCCCAAGAAAGUGCCAGCCUUCGUGAGGUACAUCCACCGGUGGCUCACGUCCAGUGUGUCUCCUGAGCACAGUCUAGACAAGACUCUUCUGGAUCUGGCCGAGGCACACCCCGUGGAUGUGGUGGUGACUCUGCUGCGCUCUGCCCCAUCAUGUGACAGAGCUGCUGCGACCAUGUGGAGGACGAUCAUCUUCUCAAGUCGGACUGCACAGUCGGUGCUCGAGAUACUUGCCCUUGUCCUGGGAAGCUGGCCAGCCUGCAGCAUGUGCACCCCUGAUGGGGAUGAAACAGAUGUCUUUGCCCUGGCUCUGAGUUUCUGGAACUGGACUUUGCUCACUCCCACAUCGCCUCCAGGGCAGCUCUUCAUCUUCCCCCAGCACUGCAUCUCCCUGCCUCAGGCACUGGGCUGGAAACCUGGCUUAGGGGCAGGUUCAGGGGCACCAGGCCAGGUGCUCUUCCUGUGUCUCCCCUGGCCUCUCCCUCCCGCGCUCGGGCCUUGCCACAUGGAUGUCUCAGCACUGAGCGCUGUCUCCAGCUGUUUCACUUUUUUGCAGACAAACGUGGCGCUGUGGACGGCCCUCCAGCUGCCCUGGUGCCCACGUACAGUGAGGGAGUGUUUCCCCAGCCUCUUUGUGCAUCUGCUCUUCCAGGUGUUCUUCAACGCAGUGCAUAGGCUGGAGGAGGACGACGCCUUCUGGAGGGAAUGCCAGGACCAACACAGCCUUCCCACCAACGCCAACAGGUUUGCAGUGCUGACCAUCCAAGCCCUGCUGUGCCAUCUGCGGUGUGAGGGUGUGGUGAUGGCACUGGAACGCAAGUGUGGCUGGGACACGCUGCUCAACGCUGACACCCACCACUGCGCAGUGGGUCUGCUGGCCAGCACUGUGUGCUGCCUCCUGGAGCUGCUCAGUGAAGAGAUGUGUCCCUGGGAGCUCCCUGCCAUGGCGUUCCCUGUGGAGGUGAGUCUGAUGGCAAGCGCUGCCUCCCCGAGCUGUCUCCACCUCUCUGCAGGGAAAGCCCAGUGA
Molecule: messenger RNA, 1374 nt
Organism: Pseudopipra pipra
Lineage: Eukaryota; Metazoa; Chordata; Aves; Passeriformes; Pipridae
Exons: 7
Coding region: 211-1374 (387 amino acids)
Cellular component (GO): cytoplasm
Source: RefSeq, a predicted model, not a curated record